AUGGAAGCUGUCUUUAUCCCCAUAACCGCCACAAUUGAAGACGAUGGAUUUUCGCUAAUCACAGAUAAAAUCUCGCAUAAUCUAACGACGUCGGACGUUGAGAUUGUUACCACCGGUAACCGUCGUAUACCGGUACACUCCGGCGUUCUUGCUUCCGCUUCGCCGGUUCUGAUGAACAUCAUGAAGAAACCGGUGAGACGUUACCGUGGAUGUGAUUCUAAGAGAGUCAUCAAGAUUCUUGGCGUUCCAUGCGACGCCGUUUCGGUCUUCAUCAGAUUCCUCUACUCUUCUAGUUUGAAGGAAUAUGAGAUGGAUGAAUACGGCAUCCACCUUCUAGCUUUGUCUCACGUCUACAUGGUUACAAAUCUGAAGCAACUGUGCUCGAAAGGCGUGGUAGAGCGUUUAACGGCGGAGAAUGUAGUCGACGUUCUCCAGUUGGCUCGGCUUUGCGACGCACCUGAUCUUUGUCUUAGAUCUAUGCGUCUGAUUCAGUCGCAGUUUAAGACCGUUGAGCAGACAGAAGGAUGGAAGUUUCUUCAGGAACAUGAUCCAUUACUAGAACUCGACAUUCUCCAAUUCAUCGACGAUGCUGAAUCGAGAAAGAAAAGAAGACGGAGACACAAAAGGGAACAAAAUCUAUACAUGCAACUAAGCGAGGCAAUGGAUUGUAUAGAGCACAUAUGCACCCAAGGUUGUACGUUGGUCGGUCCAUCAAACGCAAUAGACAACAACAACACGAAGUCAAUGAUUGUGGAAAAGUCAAAGCCUUGUAAGGCGUUUUCCACGUGUUAUGGCCUCCAGCUUUUGAUACGUCACUUUGCCGUAUGCAAGAGGAGAGGUAACGAUAAGGGUUGUCUUCGUUGCAAGCGGAUGCUUCAACUCCUUAGACUCCAUUCUUCGAUCUGCGACCAACCCGAAUCUUGUCGUGUCCCUCUUUGCAGACAAUUUAAGAAAAGAGGAGAACAAGACAAGAAGAUGGGUGAAGACACAAAUUGGAAGCUUCUGGUGAGAAGGGUUGAGUCUGCAAAAGCUAUGUCUUCGUUGUGUCAGUCAAAGAAGAACAAAUAUGAAGGAAAAGCAGAAGGAAUUAUCAGAAUCAGGAAGGAGUUGGGUUUGUAG
This is a messenger RNA of Arabis nemorensis, 1119 nucleotides long. The record is from the annotation of a GenBank genome assembly. Lineage: Eukaryota; Viridiplantae; Streptophyta; Magnoliopsida; Brassicales; Brassicaceae.